Neoarthrinium moseri is the source of this 2949-nucleotide messenger RNA. RefSeq lists its product as uncharacterized. NCBI's taxonomy places the organism in Eukaryota, Fungi, Ascomycota, Sordariomycetes, Amphisphaeriales, Apiosporaceae. The transcript is spliced from 2 exons. The record is from RefSeq and is a predicted model, not a curated record. Gene Ontology annotation, biological process: regulation of transcription by RNA polymerase II. Gene Ontology annotation, cellular component: SAGA complex. Gene Ontology annotation, molecular function: transcription coregulator activity. The coding region runs from base 1 to 2949 and encodes 982 amino acids.
AUGGCUCCUGUCGUUACCGCCACGGCGACGCCUGUCCCGAACCACAACCCCGGCACCGGCGCCACCGCGACCAAGAUCAAGCGCCCUCCGCCCCCGGGCAUCCAGACAAAUGGCGCUGCGUCGUCCCGCUCCUCGCCGUCCCAGUCUCCUUCCAUGUCUGUCAAGCGCACGCCCACCGGCGGCAACAAGGCUCAGCCCACCCCGACGUCGGCCACGAUGAACGGCGUCAACCGUGCCGCCGCGAAUCGCCUUCGCCGGGAGUCCUCUAUCCAGGUCGCCGGCUCGGCGCGGGGUGUGAGGGCAAACGGCCUGCGGUCCGCCGGCCUUUCUCUGGACAGCGCAGUGCCCCGGUCCUUUGAGCCGCGUCCUGAAGUUAUAACCGAUCAGUAUAUUCUCAAAAAACAUGCUGGUAGCCCGCCAUCACUUAUUGUGCAUCUCUAUCCGACCCACUUCCGCUUCGACCAGCAGGAUGGCAUCUUCCCGUACAAGUCGCCCAUGCGCGUCUUUCUUGACCAUGUCCGCGCCAGGACGGUGCCCCACGACCUACUCCCCUACUUCACCGAGGGCGGAGUUUCAUUCUACGACGGCUGUCUAAUUGUCGAGAUCCACGACCACAAGUCUCCUGCACAGUCAAAGGACGUCGCGAGGCCUACCUCGGCCUCCAACAAGACAACGCCCUUCUCCAUCCACAACUAUAAUCCCUACAUCACACCGUCUCCGUAUAUCCCAUACCCAAAGGAGAACACCGAUGGUGCACCGGCGGCAGCCGAGGACAACAAGCCCUCCGACUCGGACGGUGUGGACAAGGAGAAUAUGCCUGCUCCAGCAGCCCCCGAUGGCCAGAAAAGCAAAGGCCCCCUCAAGGUUAAAACGACCACUGUCGUCCUUCACCCCACCCCACAGAGUCUGCAAAUGGACUUGAUGAUCAAGGCCACGACUCCGCAGGGGGCCGCCGAUGGGACCAUCCCGCCGCCCACGCCCAUGUCAGCCGUCCCCCCCACGCCGACGGCUGCCAGCAUGCCGCCGCCUGCAAAGAAGCAGAAGAAGGAGCGCAUGGAGCUGGACGGCAAGACCAUCCAUGUUGCCGAGGCCCAGAUUCUGCUCGCCACGGCCGAUCCUCUGCAUCUGGAGACGACUAAGAACAAGGAGGAGAUGAUGGCUCUCCUGAACCGCCUGGCCAGCGACAAGAACUCGGAGCCGGCGCCCAAACCCAAGACCAGGAAACGCACCGUGGCCGAACGUGCUGCCGACGAGGCUCUGGUUGCCGAUCGCGAGAAGUACAUGCUCACGUUCGACGAGCGGCUUUCAUCCAACGCUGGCAGCAACCAAGGCGGAGCCAGUGGAGGCGAAGGCGCCGGCCAAUCCGGCGGCGUUGCUUUCGAACCCCGUUUCGAGCGCUUCAAGGUCAUCACCGAGAUCAAGAGGGAGCAUGCCGAGAAGAAGGAGCAGGAAAAGGCACGGCAGGCGGAGCAGGAACGGAAACUCAACGCCCAGCGGCAGCAGCAACAGGCCGAGCAGGCGGCGAUGAUGGCGAGCCGACAACAAGAAGCAGCCGAGAAGCUCCGGCGCGAAGAGGCUGCCCGCCAGCAGCAGCUCCAGCGCCAGCAGCAGGAAGCCCAGCGCCGUGCCGCCAUGCAAGCUCAAGCUCAAGCCCAGGCCCAGGCCCAGGCACAGGCGAACGCGAACGCGGCCGCGCAAGCCCAGGUCCAGGUCCAGGUCACGGCCGCACAAUCGCCGCCGAACAUGCAGCAGCAGAUGUCGCAAGCCUCCCAUGGCCAUCCGACGCCUGGCUCUAUGCCCGGGGCCGUGCCCGUGCCUCGAUUCCCUCAGCAAGUCUCGCAAGCGCCCGUGUCGUCCCCCGUGGUGCGCCAGGGCACCCCUCAGAACAUGUCAUCGCCUAUGGUCGGCAACGGCCACGUAAUGCAGCAAACGAAUUCGGGCAUGGGAGGCAGUCCGGCGCGGCCCUCCUCCGUGGUCCAGAACCAUCCGCCCAUGUCAGCCCCUAUGGCUGUCAGCAUGUCUGCUAGGGGCAGUCAGCAGAGCCAUCCCGGCGGGACACCCCGGAUGCCGAGCGCCACACCACAGAUGGCACAUGGAACACCUGCGAGCCGACCGAUGCCGACCCCCCGCAUGGCUCAGGCCAGUCCGCCGCCGGGCAUGGUGGCGCAGAACUCUCAGAUGGGCCAGGCUAUGCUUAUGAACCAGGCCAUGGGAAUGCAGAACCCGACGAUGGCGGCACAGAUGAUGGCGGCACAACAGCGGCAGCGCAUCGCAGCGCAACAGAUGCAGCAGUCCAUGAUGCAAGGCAACAUGAUGAACGGCCAGAACCCGCAGCAGCAGAUGCAGAAUAUGGCCCAGAUUCAGCAGAUGCAGCAACAACGGCUGCUGCAGCAGCAAAUGCUCAACGCCAACAAUGCGCAGAUGAUGAACGGCAACGCCCAGAUGAUGAACCAGGCGCAGCAGGCGCAGCUCGCCCAGCGUCUGCAGCAGCAGCAGCAGCAGAUGCAGAUGCAGCAGCAGCAACAGCAGCAACAGCAGCAGCAGGCGCAGCAGAUGCAGGGGCAAAUGGGCAACACCAACUUCAUGAACGCCGCCAACGGUAUGAACCCGGCGCAGAUGGCUGCACUGCAGCAGCAGAUGAUGCAGCAACAACAGCAACAGCAACAACAGCAGCAGCACCAGCAGCAGCAACAGGCCGGCCAGCAGCCGGGCAUGGCCAACAGCGGGUACCAGCAGCUGGUGGCUCAGAGGCAGCGCGCUCUGUACGCACAGCACAUGCCGGGCCUCAUCGCCAAGUACGGCGCGCCGCAGAACAUCCCUGCCGACGUGCACAAGAACUUCCAGACCCAGUGUGGGCAGAGGGCUCAGGCGCAGGUUCAGCAGCUUGUGCAGCAGCAGAGAAUGCAGCAAAGCAUGCAGAACGGGAUGGGUGGUGGAAUGGGCAUGUAG